UAAGCAGUCGGAAACGUAUUGAUACUGCAAAUCAAAAACAAAACAAAUGUCAAGUAAAUUCUUAAAAGUUUUGAGAUCCUGAAGAGUUUCAAAUUUACAAAAUAUGCAUUUCAAUUAUUUGGCAAUGUCACAGCUUUAAGAAACCUAUCACAGACAAUAUAUACGAUCAACAUUUGGUAAUAUUCGUGCUCGUAUAUGGAAACUUAUCUCCUUUUAACAGAAAUUUUGUGUUUGCUAAAAUAAUCAUUGAAUAGAUUCUAUCUCUAACUAUGGCUGGUAUUUCUCCUGUGUGGCGUUUACUUUUCGGUGCCAUCAUUGGUUUCAUUAUCACCACCAAAUUGCGUUAUAUAUUGCUACAAAAAUCACCCUGUUUUGCAACAUUUGGUAAAAGUGCAUCAUUUCAGAAUCAAUCUCAUAGUGAAACUCUUAUAGAAGAUGUUGUCAACAUUUCAGAGUUAUCAGAAGAUAAGAAACUUCUUUUUAUUGGUGUGAUGACUGCUCAGAAAUACUUAGAAACCAGAGCUUUAGCUAUUCACAAUACUUGGGGUCAGACAGUACCUGGUAAACUUAUAUUUUUCUCCAGUUCUACAUCUAAAUCGAACUUUCCUCUUCCACUUGUUCCACUUAAAAAUGUAGAUGACUCAUAUCCUCCCCAAAAGAAGUCAUUUUUAAUGCUAAAGUUUAUGCACGACAACUUUAUUGAUGAUUUUGAAUGGUUUAUGAGAGCAGAUGAUGAUGUUUAUAUUCGAACUGAACUUUUAGAGAAGUUCUUGAGAUCUGUAAAUAGUAGCAAACCUCAAUUUAUAGGACAAGCUGGUCUUGGAAAUAAGGCUGAAUUCGGGCAACUCAGUUUACAACCGGAUGAAAAUUUUUGCAUGGGUGGACCCGGAAUGAUUCUGAGUCGAGACACCUUACGAUUAGUUAUUCCUCACAUUCGAUAUUGCCUCAAAAACCUUUAUUCAACUCAUGAAGAUGUAGAAGUUGGAAGAUGUGUCCGAAAGUUUGUUGGCAUUCCUUGUACUUGGUCAUAUGAAAUGCAAAGUAUAUUUUACCACAGCUUCAGUGGAGAAGAAGUUUUCACAGGUCGUUUAAAAACCAAGGAAAUCCAUAGAGCCAUAACUCUUCAUCCUAUCAAGCAACCACCUUAUCUAUAUCGCAUGCAUAGCUACUUUCAUGGAUUACACACACAAGAUUUGAGAUAUAAUGCUUUAAAUCUAUAUCGAGACAUUCUUGAGAUGGAAAAUCUUUUACAAGACACCAAACCUUUUGGAAAUAAUGACCUAAUAAAUCACUACAAUAUCUCAAUAUUAGGAAUGAAACCUGUUUUAAACAAAUUUUUCCCUGUUAAUCGGGAUGAAACCUUGACUUGGGAUUUUAUCAGCAAACAUAUUUUCUCUAUUUCUAGCAUUAAUCCUAAAAAGCGAUUAGAAGCUUACCAACAAUUGGCGGUGAGUGAUGUAGUUAUGGAAGUAAUGGAAAUUAUUAAUAAAUAUUCUAAGCAGAGAGGAAGAGUUAUAGAUUUCAAGGAAAUUUUAUAUGGAUACAUUAGAGAAAAUCCUUUGUUUGGAGUUGAUUAUAUACUAGAUAUGUUAUUAACAUAUAGAAAGUACAGGGGUAAAAAGAUGACUGUUCCUGUUCGUCGUCAUGCUUAUCUUCAAAAAGCCUUCUCCCAAUUAGAGUUUAAAGAAGAUAUUAAUCAAAACUCUGUGCCAUCACUCACAGAUAUGAUGAAUACUAAAAUCAAUAUUAUCGUUCCUUUAUAUGGACGUUUGGAAAAUUUUAAACGAUUUUUAAAUAAUAUUGAAGUGGUUUUUUUAAAAACUGGAGAGAAAGUUCAUCUAGCUGUAGUUUAUUUUGAAUCUGAGCAAGAUGAUUCAACUGAAACUAAAAUGAUUUUAGAAGAUUUAAAAAGAAGGUAUCCUGCAUAUGACUUACGGUUAAUUGAAGCAAAAGGUCCCUUUUCAAGAGCAGUUGCUUUGGAAGUUGGUGCAAAAGCAUUUUCACCAUAUUCUUUAUUAUUUUUUGUUGAUGUUGAUAUUGUUCUUGAUGUCGGCGUCUUGAAUAGAAUACGUUUGAAUACAAUUAAAUCUAAGCAGGUCUAUUUUCCUGUUGUUUUUAGUGAAUAUGAUCCGGAAUAUUUAGAAAAUGAUUCAGAAAUACCUUCUUUAAGUGAAGAAAGGGGAUAUUGGAGACAGUUUGGUUAUGGCAUUGUAAGCAUAUAUAACGAGGAUUUGAGACAAGUUGGAGGAUUUGAUACUUCAAUUCGAGGAUGGGGAAAGGAAGAUGUUGAUCUUUAUUCAAAAGUGGUUCGGAGCAAUCUUACAGUUCUGCGUGCCGCUGAUCCAGGAAUUGUCCAUGUAUUUCACCCUAUUACUUGCAGUCCUGAAUUGGAAGAUUCACAAUAUGAAAUGUGUUGGGGGAGUAAAUUAUCUAGUUUGGCAUCCCAAAAGACACUUGCUAAAAUAAUUCUAAGCAAUAAGCAGAAAUAUUUGAGCAGCAGAGAGUAAAAUAUUAUGUAUUUAUGUUACUUUUUUAAUCUGUAAUCAAUUGAGAGAUGUGAGCUAAAGGGAAUUAACUAUUAUGAAUUUACUGAUGCUUUUAUUUACCUAAACUUUUACUUUGUUUUUUGUUAUCUUGUUGAACAUGUUCAUUGUUAAAUUUACAAAGCUAUCUCUUAUGGUAUUUUAAAUUUUUUUUAUCGCCCUUUGGGGAGUUCGGUAUCAAGUGAAUGCCUGGGACCAACUCCUCAAUUAAAUGUCCCUGAAAAGAAGAGUCUAGUUAAACUCUGGGCAGGGCAAAUAAACGUAUUAAUUUAAAUCCCCCUUUUAAAAUUAGUUUUUUAUGUGUGAAUAAUGUGUGGAAAUAAUUAUUGUUUUGAAGAACUUCAUAUUUUUAACAAAAUAUUCUUAAGAGGAAAAAAACUUUUACAUUUUAAGUAACGAAAACUUCAUAGUUAAAUUUCUUUACCAAUCAUAUUUUAAUCUUCAUAAAAUGUUUUCCUAAAUUUAAGUAUUUACUCUGUAAAAAAUGUAAAUUCCUACUAAAGUAAUUCUAGUAAUCUAGCAUCAAAUUAAAUGUUUUAGUGUGCUCAAGUCAUGGAUUGAAUGUACCUUUCGACAAGAUGCCUGGGGUCAUUUUGCCCUUCGGCCCCCACUGUCUCUCUGCAUGCCACUAAUCUUUCUUAAAGAAAUGUUAUCUUUGUUCUCAUGAUUCCACUUGCGUAAAGUUUGUAUUUGUUUAAUGUAUUAUUUCUAAUGUGCUCUUUGAUAUUUUUUUUUUUACAUUAUAAUUAUUUUUAACACCUUAUUCUAACUAAUUUUUAAGCAUUCAUGUGUUCAAAUUAUUUUAGUCAUUAAAAUGUGUUCACUUUUUUGUGUUUAGAGAACAUGGCCCACAAUAAUUUUCACCCUGAAACUCGUAGAACCAGUGUCCAGCAUUAGUUAGCAGUAAUACUUAUUUAAAUAUUCCAACGUCAUAAAAACAGUAGCAGUUUCUUCGAAAAAUUUCCAAACUUUUUGGAGUUUGGAAAAUUUACUAAAAUUGGAGACAUUUUGAUUUAACCUGAAAAAAAAAAGUGCAAAAUCUAGUAGAAUAAAGUUGCUAUGUAUGUAUAUAAAAAUUAUUUACUGAGUAAAUAAAAUUCUAGUGAUGCUAAUUUUGCUGAGAAAUAAAAUUAUUUUUGUAUAUUGUUAUAUUUAAAACUACAAAAGAAUUGCUCUUUUAUUUAAUCAGUUUUGAUUAACUCUUUCUUUUAGAUAAUAGGACAUUAUAUAUUAUGCAAUCAAAUUCGUACCACAUUUUUAAAUAAAUUUAUUUAUUUUUGUUAUUAAAGAUGCAAAAUCAAUUAAAAUGAGAAAGAAGGAUAUAACUUGUCAAAUAUAACUGUAUAAAGUUUCGUUUUUUUCACCUAAUAAUUUUACUGUCCUCUGGUUACAAAUUGCUAUAUCUGGAAACUUGAACAAUAUUGACACAUUACAAUAUUGAAUAUUGUAAUGUGUAUCCAGGAUGGCCAGUCACUGAGAAAACCUGGAAUUCUCAGGAAAAUAUACCCUCAACUCUAAGAAAGAAAAAUUUUGGAAUAUCAGCAAUUAGCAGUAUUGAAUGAAUAUUAUCUUAUCACUAGGAACUGAGCAUUUCAAUUUAUUAUUAGGUAUUUUUAUGUUACCAAUUGUAUAUUUUAAAACUUAUCCAGUCACACUUUUAUUACUAUAAAAUAUAUUAUAGCAAUAAUGUUAUAUUAUAGUACUAUUAUAUACUAUAUAGUACUUUAAUAUAAUAUAUAAUACUAGUAUAAUAUAAUAUAUACUACUAGUGUUAUAUAUUAUAGUACUAUUUGGAUCAAUAAUUCAUUUUUUAAGUUCUAAUUUUAGUUUUCUUUGCAUCUUGAAAUAUAAAGAAAAUAAUCAUUUUUGAAAACCAAUUCCUGUCCAUCAUGUAAAAAAAGUAAUAAAAUAUUUUUAAAGAAUUCAUAAUUCUUUUUUUUUUCUAAUAUGAUGAAAAUUACAGGCUUCGAACAAUGAACAAUAUUAGUUAGAAAAAUUAACAGCUUGGAUUAAUACAAAACUUUUUCAAUUGCAUUUAAAUAUAAAAACUUAAUAGAAAAUUAUAUAUAUGUAAUUAUUUAAAUUACUUGAAAAAUUUUGUUAAUUUAAAUCAAGACAAUUUGCUAAAUUUUAUGAAUUUUACUCUAGUAAUCUCAAAGAAUUAUGGUUUUGUCUGGGCAGUGGCCAACCUAUUGCUAUAAAUGGUGUCACGUGUGUAAUAAUGUAGACUAUUUGUACUUUCUAAUAUUGCCUUAUGUUAAAAUGCCUACUACUUUUAUUUAAUGCAUUUGUAAUUCUUUUUCUAACUCGUUUUUUCUCUUUAUUUUUAUAUAAAUGUGCCAAAGAUUGCUUGAUGAUAUAACUAUGUAAUCUUAUUUGCUAACUGUGAUAAACCUUUUUGUUAUCUGAAUUAAAAAUAAAUAUCUGAAAUUUU
This is a messenger RNA of Parasteatoda tepidariorum (common house spider), 4977 nucleotides long. It is a transcript of the gene Chsy, whose product is annotated as Chondroitin sulfate synthase. Gene Ontology annotation, cellular component: Golgi cisterna membrane. NCBI's taxonomy places the organism in Eukaryota, Metazoa, Arthropoda, Arachnida, Araneae, Theridiidae. Gene Ontology annotation, molecular function: glucuronosyl-N-acetylgalactosaminyl-proteoglycan 4-beta-N-acetylgalactosaminyltransferase activity. The record is from RefSeq and is a predicted model, not a curated record.